Vanrija pseudolonga is the source of this 1626-nucleotide messenger RNA. RefSeq names its product Homoserine O-acetyltransferase (gene metE). Bases 1 to 1626 code for a protein of 541 amino acids. Lineage: Eukaryota; Fungi; Basidiomycota; Tremellomycetes; Trichosporonales; Trichosporonaceae. Gene Ontology annotation, molecular function: homoserine O-acetyltransferase activity. The record is from RefSeq and is a predicted model, not a curated record. Gene Ontology annotation, biological process: L-homoserine metabolic process. The transcript has 5 exons.
AUGACGGCGUCGACGUCGAACGACAAUGCCACCAACCCCUACUCCAGCUUGAUCGACCAGGAGAUCGCAGUCCUCCCGACCUUCACCUUCGAGUCAGGUGUUGCGCUUAACGACGUACCGGUUGCCUACAAGACAUGGGGCAAGCUCAACGCCGCGCGCGACAACUGCAUGGUCAUCUGCCAUGCGCUCACCGGCAGCGCCGAUGUUGAGGACUGGUGGGGACCUCUUCUUGGACCCAACCGAGCCUUCGACCCUACGCGCUUCUUCAUCUUCUGCGGCAAUGUCAUCGGCUCGCCGUAUGGAACCGUCUCUAGCGUCACCACCAACCCUGCGACCGGCCGGCCCUAUGGCCCCGAGAUGCCAGGCAGCACCGCGAAGGACGACGUGCGGCUGCACUACCAGGUGCUCAAGCAGCUGGGCGUCGAGUCGGUUGCCGCAGUCAUCGGUGGCUCGAUGGGCGGCAUCACCACCCUCGAAUGGCCAUUGAACACUCCCCCCGGAUUUGUCAAGGCGAUUGUGCCCCUCGCCACUUCCGCCAGGCAUUCGGCAUGGUGCAUUUCUUGGGGCGAGGCCCAGCGCCAGUCCAUCUACUCGGACCCCGACUACAAGGAUGGCUACUACUACGACAACCACGGCGAGGUCGACAUGUCGGCGCAGCCGACCCGUGGUCUCGCCGCCGCACGCAUGGCCGCACUGUUGACGUACCGUAGCCGAGACUCGUUCGAGUCUCGUUUCGGUCGGAAGCAGGGCAACGGAAGGCGGGGGAGCAAGAUCCCGCACGGCGGUGUUCGUGUCAUGGGAGGCUCGGAGACUACCAACCCUUCCGACCCGUCGACUGCCGAGCUUGACCGCUCGUCGGCGUGGCGGGAGCACAACGAUGGUCACCGCUCGUUCCCGACCGCGCACCGCGACAGCCGGGCUCCCUCGCCGACCAAGGAGGACGGCACGCCUUUGACGCCGCAAAGCUUGUCACCGUCGUCGUCGCACCACACUGUCAACGGUAACGGGAACGGAGACGUCGCACCUCUUACAUCACUUGACUUGGGUAUCCCUAGCGGCAAGCCGAAGCUUGGCACCGGAGGCGACCGGGGUGAAACCAAGAUCUUCAACGCUCAGAGCUACCUUCGGUACCAGGGAGACAAGUUCACAUCGCGCUUUGACGCCAACUGCUACAUCCACAUUACGCGCAAGCUCGACACGCACGACUUGUCACAUCCGUCCGUGUUCCCGGGUGGUGUGUCGCACGAGUUGCCGACAGUGGUCAGCGACGACGACGACGAGAUUGAGGCGGCGUUGUUCAACGCCCUUUCCCACGAGCCGCCCGCGCUGGUGAUUGGCAUCGAGUCGGACGGCCUCUUCCAGCCGUCGGAGCAGCGCGAGCUGGCCGCGCACAUCCCCGACGCCGAGCUCGUCAUCAUCCCGAGCCCGGACGGCCACGACGGCUUCCUGCUCGAGUUUGAGGCCAUCAACGGCUGGGUCGACGGCUGGUUGCGGCGCAAGGUGCCCUCGCACUACGGCGAGCGCGUCAUCAGCCUCGACGAGUGGAACAAGGACGAGGACGAGGGCUUUGCCGUCAAGAAGGAGUCGGUGUUUGGCGAGGCCGAGGCGGACGUUACCCGGUGGUAA